CAUUGCUUAAUCAGCUGUUAGGAGGUGAUUUAAACAUAUUAUGGGAACAAAUAAGUCUCUGACUUCCAAGGUAAUCUCACAUAAAGUUGUAUAAUAUUCAGUUGUACAAGGAGUCUUAUCGUUCAUGUUAAAUGUAGUCCCUUGGUUUGCUCUGCAAUCACAUGCUUUAUAUUGAAAUAAUUCUUUGACGGGAGGAUUUCAAAAUGAACAACACUGGAAUCAGCUAAGAACCUAAUCUUGAAACAAAAGCAGUGAAGUUAACUCUUUAAAAAAAAAUAAUAAAGGUCCCUAACCCCGCUUACUCACCAUUACAUGAUUUGAGUGAUGUUACAGCCCUUGUUUGUGAAGACAGUCAUUUGUCAUUCAGAGAGGUGCCCUUUAGCUUACUUUUCAACAGUCUGUUCAAAAAAUAAAGCACAGAGCUGUGCACUGAUCAUUUUCUGCUACUUCUCAGAAUGGCACAAGCUUGUAUUCCAAAGAGAAGGAUGUGAUCAGCUCUGGAGACUUUUUUUUUUUAUUAGCUCCUAAAAAACAGGAUCACAGUAGCAGGUGGAGGCUUUUUGCUCUUUCCUUCAGCAUUGUCAUACGGGCAAGGAUCCCUAUCUAAUCAAUAACCAAAGUUUCUCAGAAUCCCUGGGAUUCAGGUGGGAUCAGACAAUAGUCCCCUGCCGAACUGAUCUCUUGUUCAAUCAUGAGCAAAAAGGCAAAUGAAUUAGUUCUCUCUGUCUAUCAAAGGAAUAGAGAUAAAGAGUUAAGUGUGGAGAGGGAGGGAGAGAAUUAUAGUAUUAUAUGUGCUAAGGAUUAAAGAACAGCUAUUGUAAAUUGACAGACUAUCAGCCACCAGCAGCUGGCUGGAGGCGCACUUUGGCCUAUAAAUAACAGGAAAGAGCUGUUCGCAGCCCAGUCAGAGAGGGGACCACAAGAGCAACACCAGCUGUGCAGGGGAUAUACAGAUUGUUUAAGUGCAGCAGACAUGGAUGUGAUCUUUGGUAGAAAUAAAGAGGAGCACCCAGAACCUAUAAAAGCAGAGGUGAAAGGUGAGCUACCAAGCUGGCUGCAGGGGAUUCUUCUUCGCAAUGGCCCAGGCAUGCAUACAGUGGGGGAAACCAAAUAUAACCACUGGUUUGAUGGCUUGGCUCUGGUGCACAGUUUUACAUUUAAAAAUGGCGAAGUUUACUACAGAAGUAAAUACCUCCGCAGUGACACAUAUAAUUGCAAUAUAGAAGCAAACAGAAUUGUGGUGUCAGAGUUUGGAACUAUGGCUUAUCCAGAUCCAUGCAAAAACCUAUUUGCCAAGGCAUUCUGCUACUUGUCCCACACCAUUCCUGAGUUCACAGACAACUGCCUGAUCAAUAUUAUGAAAACUGGUGAGGAUUAUUAUGCUACAAGCGAGACUAAUUUCAUUAGGAAAAUUAAUCCUCACACUCUGGAGACAUUAGAGAAGGUUGACUACAAUAAAUAUGUAGCGGUGAGCCUGGCGACUUCUCAUCCCCAUUAUGACAGCGCUGGAAAUGUUCUCAAUAUGGGCACCUCUAUCGUUGAUAAGGGGAAGACAAAAUAUGUUAUUUUUAAGAUUCCUUCCUCAGUGCCAGAGAAUGAAAAGAAGAAAUCCUGUCUCAAACACCUGGAAGUGUUGUGCUCUAUCCCUUCCCAGUCUCUCCUUCACCCAAGCUACUAUCACAGUUUUGGAGUUACAGAAAAUUAUAUCAUCUUCAUAGAGCAGCCAUUCAAACUGGACAUUCUCAAGUUGGCAACUGCCUACUUCAGAGGUGUCAACUGGGCGUCCUGCCUUUCUUUCCAUAAAGAAGAUAAGACUUGGAUUCACCUCAUAGACAAAAAGACCAAAAAGGAUAUAUCCACCAAGAUUUAUACAGAUGCCAUGGUCCUUUUUCACCAUGUGAAUGCUUAUGAGGAGGACGGCCAUGUUGUUAUUGAUGUAAUUUCCUAUCCGGACAAUAGUCUAUAUCAAAUGUUCUAUUUAAAAAACCUGAAUGAAGAAUUGGAGAAAAACACCAAACUCACUGCCAUACCAGCCUGUAAGCGAUUUGUGGUUCCUCUGGGGUUUGACAAGGGUGCAGAAGUAGGUACUAAUUUAGUCAAACUUCCAUCAACUACUGCAACUGCUCUGAAAGAAAAAGAUGGAAACAUCUAUUGUCAGCCUGAAAUGUUAUGUGAAGGAAUAGAGCUGCCUCGCAUCAACUAUGAUUAUAAUGGCAAAAAAUACAGAUAUAUCUAUGCAACAGAAGUUCGGUGGAGUCCAGUUCCCACAAAGAUAGCAAAAGUUGAUGUUCUGACAAAGAAAAAGCUCAGCUGGGAGGAGGAGCACUGCUGGCCAGCCGAGCCUAUCUUUGUUCCCAGUCCUGAUUUAAAAGAAGAGGAUGAUGAACUUAACGAGUGCCCCUUCCUGGCCAGGCACUGGGACUGCUCUCAGAGGAAUCCAACCUUCCGCUGCUGGGGAUCCCUGGGGUGGGUUAAGCUUCAGCAGACUGCCUCACUGGUUCCUCCCUUGGCCCCUCUGGCACGUUUCUUGGGCAUUGACUCUCAAGCAAUGGGCCUUCUUCUUGGAAAUGAGGCAGCUCAGCUUACCUGCCCCAGGUUCUCAGAACCAGCACUGACCCUCAAGCCAUCCCAGUUACUUAAACGCACCCAGAACUCCACUCAAAAGGGGUGAAGCUUCAGGUGAUGGUUUAACUCUCUCCGGGGGAUGCAGCAAUUAUGAUCACACACCUUGCACAGUCUAACACCUUUAUACUCUUUUUUUAACUUAAUCAUACAAAGCACAGAAAAGUACAGAUCGUACAAAACAAAUGCAUGUCCCUGCUUCAGUUUCCUCACUACCCCAGGCCAUUCUUUGGGUGGAGUCUGAAUCCCUUGGGUUAUCCAGAGUCCUUGGGGCCAUCUGAACUCAGGAAAGCAGGCAGAGACUCCUGGCCCCAUGCAGUUUUUAUAUGCUAUGUGACCUCUACCUCCUGGUGCCUCUUACCCAGCUCUUUGACCUUGCUCUGUUUCCUUUUCCCAUAUGACCCCUGUUCCUCUCUGUUUCUUUAUUUUAAACCCCUCCUCAUCACCUGGCCUCCUUUGUUCUACGUCUGGUAAAUUUCCACUGCUCCUACCUUACCCCCUCCUUUCAAGAGAGAUAACUUAGGGCCUAUCUGCAGUGCAAGUAUAACUGUGCACUAACAGGUGCUGUCUAUCUUUCCUCUGGCGAGGCAUUUGCACCAUGAUCAAUUUGGAGCAUCUGUGUUGUAAUAUGGGUAUGCUGUUGUUGCAGUGGACAGGACAAAUAUUUCCUAAUGUGAUUAUAAAACUCUUUUGUCUUCCCCUAAUACUUGCAGUUUAAAAAAUUGUUAGAGCCCAGAGGUGCUAAAGCGCUGCAGACAAGCAUGGUAGUAUAUGACUAUUUUUGUACUGUAACUGGGCACUUAAGGUGCAAAUUUCUCUAAUGUUGGGGGAGGAUUUUUUAUUUGUCUUUGUUCUUUGCUCAAUAGUUUUUUAGUACUGCAGGCUUAUCUUUUUCAUAUUUAUUUUUAAACUUACACAUUAUGCUUAAAGUGGAAGGAAAACUAUCUACCUAUUUGUAAUUAGCAAUUUACAUUCUAAGUACAAAGAACAUAUAGCAUGUGUUUAAUGAAGAUGUACAGAGUCACAGGGCUAGAUUCACAAAGAAAUUUAGGCAUGGUGAGGUGCCUAGAAAAUAAUUGGGCUCCACAAGGCCUGAGUUCGGUGCCUAGGCUCCUUAUACAAUGAAUGGAGAGAGACAGGUGCCUCAGAAUUGGAUUCACAAAAGCCAGCCAAUGGGAGGUAUGAAAUUGAGGGUAUGCGCUAAGCCCUGCUCCUGUCUUGGCGAUAGAGACCUAAAUCCAGGCUGCAGGGAGGUGCUUCCCUCUGCUUGGGAGUCUCUGCUCCAAACCCUCGCUUGGCAUAAGGCACCUAUGGUAUUUUAGCAAGGAGGUAGAGGAGGGCCUCCCUCAUAACUUUUAGCCCAGGGGUUAGGAUAUUCACCUGCGAUGUGGAAGACCUGCAGUUCAAGUCCCCCUUCCACCUGAGGAUGAUCUGAACAGAGCUCUGCCACCUCUUAGGUGAGUGCUCUAAUCACUGGGCUGUAGGAUAUUCUGAGGAGGGCGUUCCCUCAGUCUCACAUGUUGAAGCUAUUCCACUGUGGAUAAAUAAUUUUAAAAAGUCAUUAGAGUAGGGAGAUUGGAUCCUGGGUCUCCCACGUGACUGUGCUAACUACCAGGCGAUAGAGUCAUUCUCAUACUCAUCAUGUGCUCUCUCCCUCUGGCCCAAUCCUUCCUUCAAGCCACAGUGGAGCAUCUGCACCAGGACUGAGGGAGCCCCGCAGCCCAGCAUUAGGGCACUCACGUGGCAGAUCCCUUUUCAAAGCCCUUCUCCCCACCAGGUGGAGGGGGGACUUGAACUGGGGGUCUCCCACAUCCCAGCUGAGUACCCUAACCACUGGGCUAAAAAUGAUGAGGGAGCUCAGCCUUUUCCUCCUUCCAUUUUGUGCAAGCUUCCCUAUAAGGGCCUGCUUCAGUAAGUGAGCUAUGAGCACACUUACGGGAUCAGGCCUGUAGGCAAUGUAGGUAGAGGAACGCCUACUUUCCCCUAGUUUGUGCACCGCUUUGGGGCGUAGGCAUUCAGACACCUGGCAUGGAGCUGCAGUUCAGAUGUGCAGAGGCCCACAAUAUCAAAAUGGCUUGAAGCCAGACUCUAAGUUAAUCAUGCAGUUUUUGGCAUCCAACUAUUUGCAUGCACUCGAAUAGCUUUCCACCCUAAAAUUUAACGAGCCAUUUCACAAUGUGAUGCACAUGCACAAAUAGUAGUCUGUGAGGUUUUCAAGACACACAUACACCACUCCACUCCCAGUGCCCUAGAACUUCACCCACUAAGGAACAGAUUGAUUACCAUUUUAUAAGUAACACAAUAACACCACCAGUGUAGAAAACUACACUUAAAAUAAGAGUGAUUACUUCCAUUCUUUGGAGAGUGCCAUUUUAAACGAAAGCCAACUUACUGUCCUUUAUCUGUAAACACUCAUGUAAAAUAACUCUCAUCUUUAAAAUUUGUUGGGCUUCAAGUCAUAAAACAGGUGUUUAAACACCACUGCAGUCUUCCCUUUAGUAACAAUGUGGGGUUUGGACUCCAUCUGUAGUAGAAAACUCAUUGUUCAUGUUAAUUACCAUAGACUUGGUAGUCAAUAUACAGCAAAUGUGAUUCUUAACCAAGUCAACUUCUUUAACCUAGUCAGCUUUGGGACUUUCUGACGCUGGUAGAUAUAAAAUGUGGUACAGGACAAUCUUUCACAAGAAUAAUUCAGAUUGGUCUACUAAUUUUUAAAGAAGUAUUUGGGAUUUAUGUUGAAGGUAGAAAAAUGGUCAAAAGUCAUUGUAAGACUUAUUUUCUUUAUUCAUCGCUUUAUUAUUCCUGAGCUGCUCCAUAUAUAGUUGGGCUAUGUAAUGCAGGGUGUGUUAACAUGAUUUCUACUGUCUGCUUAAAACAAGAGAGAAGCAGUACAAAUGAAGAACAUUUUCCGAUUCAACAAAAAGCCACUUACCAACCCAAAAGUAUACUCCAGCUCCCAUUGACUUGAAAGCAAGAUGGCUUGUGCCAUAAGUCUUUAAAAUCCCAACCUACCCAUCCAAAUUGAUCCCUGAUCAAGAAUAAAAUCACCCAAAAAGUUGCUCCAGCAGAAUUGUGGAAGAAGUUUCUUCUUUUAAGAUGUAAUUUGUAGCUGAUUAUGACAUACUGUCACUUGUAGGCUGAAAAUAUCAAGGGGUGUGUGUUUUUGCGGACUGGUACAGGGCUCACUGAUUACUCUGGUGUGGCAACUUGGCAUAAAUCUAUGCCUGUGGAAAGGAGAUGUGGUAAUCAGAUGUAUAUCACAAUGACUUGGACCCCUGCCAUUCUUCACCUUAAACAAAACUGAAGGGCUUGAUUCCCCUCUUGCACCAAUAUAGAUCAAGAGACUACCAGGAGAAUCUGGCCUAGUGCCUUCAAACUGUAGUAAUAUAGAUUAACUGGCCCCAAUUGAAUUUAGAAAACAAGAAAUUAUUGUGCAGCAGAAUCAGGCCAGUAGGGAUAUAAUUACUCCAAAGAUGUGACCAUUGGCCUUCUAACUGGUACCAGUACUCAUGUGAUCUUUAUCAACUAACACAAAGGUUUCAUUAAAUGGCAAAAAUAGCAAAGCAGGACAAUUAUUUCGUCCUACUAAAUCUGUAUUAUUUGUUACACCUUCCCUUAUUGACCUACAUAUGCUAUAUGAGGAAGCCAAGUCAUGGUUUACUAAUCUGAAGGAAAACCAGACACACAACCAUAUUUUCCCUACAUAAUAACCCACGCAGGUGGCAGUAGAAACAUAACAACUUAUUUGUUUUUAAAUAAACCAGGCCACUUAAUGACAGCUUUCAAACUAAUUUAUUCAAAGCACUACUCCCUUGGUUGUGCAAGCCCCAAAGUAUGAGUAAUAAUGUCCCUUUCAUUCAUAUAUAUAUACUGCAAGGUGCAGAGUGCUUGCAACUCCCACCCACCUCAACAGUUGAGGGGCCUUGGCACCUCCUUAGGUCUCCCCAGCCCAACCCCACUCAGUACCUUGCACCCAAACCGGAAGAUUUAGCCUGAUGAUAUUUAAAAAUAUAUAUUUAUCCAUGUUUUAUAUCACACUGACCAUGUACUGGAAAGUAUUUCACUGCUGGAAUUCUAAGUCAUGUAGUCCCCUCUAUUUUUGUGCUUUCUUUCUUUUAUGUUGUACCAGGACAUUAAGCACAUACUCAGUUUCUGUCAACAUUUGUUUUUUAGAUGUGCACAACAAACCUGGAGCAUGAUAUUCUUGUUCUGUUACUCCCAUUCAGCAAAGCACAUCAACAAGUGUUUAACUGUAAGUUUUGGCUUCAAUGAGCCUAUUCACAUAUUUAAAAGCUAAGUGCUUGCUUCAGUGCCUUGCUGUAUCAGGGCCUAUGGUGCAGAUCUCCCAGUGCCAUCACUAGAUCUGUGCCUUCAUGAAGAACAAAAUAUCAUAGUCUAGGGAUACUGUGUGACUCAGAGAGGAGAAAGUUGCCUUUGCAAAACCACUCAUCAUUUCAUCUUCUCAUGUUAAAAUUUUAUUUAAGACUAUUACAUUUUGAUUCUUCGGUAGAAGAACUAUUGAACAAGAUGUCAUCAAGCUGUUUAAGCCAUACACUUAACAUGUUUUAAAAGAUUAGUAUUAAUUUUUGUCCUCCUGAUUUCAAAUACAUUUUUGUUUUAAAAAUAAUUUCUGAUAUCUUUGCUUUAAAGAAAAGCGAGUAAUAAAAAUAUGCAUCUGAGCUGUUAUAGAAGGGGAUCAGACACAAUGUAACUUUGAUAGAGUAGCAUCGCAGUUUUUAAGGCAUUUUUAUUCAGUGCCAAAUUGUAAUUUUGAUAUCAUUUAAACACUGACUGCUAUUAAGGAAAGGAGAAUCAGCUGGAAUCAGGCCAUUUUCUAAUGUGCAAUUAAGGCAUGUUAAAUAUAUGGCCUAAAAAUCUUGUGUACAGUCCUUUUAAAUAAAGUCUCUGUAACUGGAAAAGGGCCAGCCUCUGGUUCACUUCUGGGAAUGUUACUUUAGCUGCCAGCUGCGGCUCUGAAAAGAAUGAAUGAAUCUCGCUUUAUUUAUUUCUUAUUUUCUUAAUUUUUUUCUUGUUAAUGCCUAAAGUCUUUAGUUUCUCCUAAUGUGAAAAGAUGUCUUUCCAACAAAAGCAUCAGAUUUUAUAGGAAAAAAUAGAAAUAUUGUAAAAAGCAGAAUAAAAAAGAUUGAAGAUGUGAACCUGAAUUCGGGCGACCGAUUUCCAGAACCCUCCAAAGAGAAAAACUGACCCACCAGCCUUAUUCUAUUUUUGCCUCUCCAUUUUAAAAGCAAUACUAGCAAUACUGCCUCCAGGGAUUCCCCCUACCCAAUAGCUCUGAUAGAUAGAAUUGAAGAUCCAAUCUCACAUGUUGCCAUAAAUUCUCAUUGACAUCAAACCCAUUCAGUUCUUGGGCUUCUCCUGAGACUAUCAAUGAGGAGGAAGAGGUGGAAU
This is a messenger RNA of Chrysemys picta bellii (western painted turtle), 8031 nucleotides long. Lineage: Eukaryota; Metazoa; Chordata; Testudines; Emydidae. The record is from RefSeq and is a predicted model, not a curated record.